AUGUUCUCGUCCGUGGCACAUCCGGCGCGGGCGAACCCCUUCAAUGCGCCCCACCUGCAGCUGGUACACGAUGGCCUCAUGGGCCCCCGCAGCAGCCCCUCGGGGCCCCCUGGGCAGCCCCGCCGUUCCCACAAUCUGGCACCAGCCGCUGUGGAGGAGGACAGCUGCGAAUGUGGCUCCAUGGAGUUUUAUGCGCUGUGUGGCUUUGGUGGGGUCUUAAGUUGUGGUCUGACACACACUGCUGUCGUUCCUCUGGAUUUAGUGAAAUGCCGUAUGCAGGUGGACCCCCAGAAGUACAAGGGCAAAUUUAAUGGAUUCUCAGUUACACUUAAAGAGGAUGGUGUUCGUGGUUUGGCUAAAGGAUGGGCUCUGACUUUCACUGGCUACUCUAUGCAAGGGCCCUGCAAGUUUGGCUUUUACAAAGUUUUCAAAGUCUUGUAUAGCAACAUGCUUGGGGAGGAGAAUGCCUGUCUCUGGCGCACAUCACUAUAUUUGGCUGCUUCUGCCAGUGCUGCGUUCUUUGCUGACAUUGCCCUGGCUCCUAUGGAAGCUGCUAAGGUUUGAAUUCAAACCCAACCAGGUUAUGCCAACACUUUGAGGGAUGCAGCUCCCAAAAUGUAUAAGGAAGAAGGCUUGAAAGCAUUCUACAAGGGAGUUGCCCCUCUCUGGAUGAGACAGAUACCAUACACCAUGAUGAAAUUUGCCUGCUUUGAGCGUACUGUGGAAGCAUUGUACAAGUUUGUGGUUCCUAAGCCCCAAAGUGAAUGUUCAAAGGCAGAGCAACUGGUAACAUUUGUGGCAGGUUACAUAGCUGGAGUCUUCUGUGCAAUUGUUUCUCACCCUGCUGAUUCCGUGGUAUCUGUGUUGAAUAAGGCGAAAGGUAGCAGUGCUUCUCAAGUUCUUCAGAGACUUGGAUUUAAAGGUGUAUGGAAGGGACUCUUUGCCCGUGUCAUCAUGAUUGGCACUCUGACUGCACUACAGUGGUUCAUCUACGACUCUGUGAAGGUCUACUUCAGGCUCCCUCGCCCUCCUCCACCUGAAAUGCCAGAGUCUCUGAAGAAGCAGCUUGGGUUAACUCAGUAG
Neomonachus schauinslandi (Hawaiian monk seal) is the source of this 1083-nucleotide messenger RNA. Its product is annotated as phosphate carrier protein, mitochondrial-like. Gene Ontology annotation, biological process: mitochondrial phosphate ion transmembrane transport. Gene Ontology annotation, molecular function: phosphate transmembrane transporter activity. The record is from RefSeq and is a predicted model, not a curated record. Lineage: Eukaryota; Metazoa; Chordata; Mammalia; Carnivora; Phocidae. Gene Ontology annotation, cellular component: mitochondrial inner membrane. The transcript has a single exon.